Messenger RNA from Hibiscus syriacus, 2380 nucleotides. Its product is annotated as methylmalonate-semialdehyde dehydrogenase [acylating], mitochondrial-like. Gene Ontology annotation, molecular function: malonate-semialdehyde dehydrogenase (acetylating, [NAD(P)+]) activity; methylmalonate-semialdehyde dehydrogenase (acylating, NAD+) activity. Gene Ontology annotation, biological process: L-valine catabolic process; thymine catabolic process. Gene Ontology annotation, cellular component: mitochondrion. The transcript has 20 exons. NCBI's taxonomy places the organism in Eukaryota, Viridiplantae, Streptophyta, Magnoliopsida, Malvales, Malvaceae. The coding region runs from base 255 to 2363 and encodes 702 amino acids. The record is from RefSeq and is a predicted model, not a curated record.
GGCCUCUCCCCCCAAAAAGAUAAAAAUUUACUUAAUUCAGUGUACGUCCAGCACCAGCACCGUCGUUUCGAACCCGAUCACAACUUUUCGUUUUCCAGCAGGGGAGUGUAGGCAUUUUAAUCCACUUUGUUUCAAUGGAGAGUGAAGUUCUAGAGGAGGAGGAUCAAGCAUAUAGUUACUAAUGGGAGGCAAUGAGUGGAUCUUAAAAGUGUAGUACAUAUUAUUUUUACUCUAGGUAAUACAUUUCAUCUGUUAUGGACAUAGAAUGUAGCUCAGAGUUGACUGAAGAGCUGCAGAUGCUUCCUCCUCCACCUGGGACCUUUAUAGAUCGUGAAGAACUUAUCCAACAUGUUGGUGAAUUUGCUGUGUCACAAGGGUAUGUGGUUACUAUUAAACAAUCUAAGAGGGACAAAGUGGUAGUCCUUGGCUGUGACAGAGGAGGUGUCUAUCGUAACAGGCGGAAACCUGUUGAUGAGUCCGCAGCUGAACGUAUUCGCAGAAGAAAAACUGGUUCUCGACUUACAAACUGUCCUUUUGAAGUUGUGGGUAAAAAGGAUGAUGGUUUGUGGGUACUUACUGUUAAAAAUGGUACACACAACCAUGAACCCUUGAAGGACAUUGCAGAACACCCAUCUGCACGCCGUUUUUCAGAGAAGGAAGUCUUGUUAAUAAAAGAAAUGACAGAAGCUGGGUUAAAACCUCGGCAAAUUUUAAGGAGACUGAGACAAAGCAACCCUGACCUUUUAUCAACACCAAAGCAUGUUUAUAAUGUCAAAGCGAAGCUUCGGCAAGGGAAUAUGUCAGUGAGAAACUACAAGUCUUUGAAACCUCAGAAGUCUGCUGUAAGAAACAACUAUCUAUCAGUUAUGGAGCCAUCUUGGAGGCAACAUAACCCUCCGAGGGUUCCCAAUCUCAUUGGGGGAAGAUUUGUUGAUUCACAGUCAUUUACUUCAAUUGAUGUUGUAAACCCUGCAACACAGGAAGUGGUUUCUCAAGUUCCUCUGACUACAAAUGAGGAGUUCAGAGCAGCAGUUUUUGCAGCAAAACGGGCUUUCCCAUCAUGGCGAAACACUGCUAGUACUGUCCGACAGCGUAUAAUGUUCAAGUUUCAAGAGCUCAUUAAGAGAGACAUUGAUAAGCUUGCUAUGAACAUUACCAAUGAACACGGGAAGGUAUUGAAGGAUGCUUAUGAUGAUGUCUUGUGUGGUUUAGAGGUGGUUGAACAUGCUUGUGGAUUGGCGAAUUUGCAAAUUGGGGAAUUUGUUUCCAAUGUAUCUGAUGGAGUUGAUUCUUAUAGCAUUAGAGAGCCUCUUGGUGUUUGUGCUGGUAUUUGUCCAUUCGACUUUCCAGCUAUGAUCCCCUUAUGGAUGUUAUCUAUUGCGGUUACUUGUGGUAAUACUUUUAUAUUAAAGCCAUCAGAGAAGGAUCCAGGAGCUGCUGUGAUGCUUUCUGAGUUGGCAGUGGAGGCUGGCCUGCCAAAUGGUGUAUUAAAUAUUGUUCAUGGCACCAAUGAAAUCACUAAUGCCAUAUGUGAUGACGAUGACAUCAAUGCUAUAUCUUUUGUUGGUCCAAAUACUGCUGGUUCUUAUGUGUAUUCUAGAGCUUCUGCUAAAGGAAAGCGUGUUCAGUGCAAUAUUGGAGCGAAAAAUCAUGCAGUUGUAAUGCCUGAUGCGAGCAUGGAUGCUACGCUAAAUGCUAUAGUUACUGCUGGCUUUGGUGGAGCAGGGCAGAAGCGCAUGUCACUAAGUACUGUUAUUUUUGUUGGAGGGUUGACUCCAUGGGAAGAUAAACUGGUGGAGCGUGUCAAAACACUUAGAGUACAACCUGGAUCAGAACCAGAUACAGACCUUGGUCCAGUUAUUAGCAAGCAGGCGAAGGAACUCAUAUGCAGAUUGAUCCAAUCAAGUGUUGACAGUGGUGCAAAACUGGUAGUUGAUGGGAGAAAUAUUCUGGUUCCAGGGUAUGAACACGGUAACUUCAUUGGCCCCACAAUUUUAUCUGAUGUCAAAGUCAGCAUGGAAUGUUACAAGGAGGAAAUUUGUGGCCCGGUUCUCCUCUUUAUGGAGGCUGACAGCAUGGAAGAGGCUAUAGACAUUGUUAACGGGAAUAAAUAUGGCAAUGGAGCUUCAAUAUUUACAUCAUCACGUGUAGCAGCAAGGAAAUUCCAAACCGAGGUUGCGGUUGGGCAGGUUGGCAUCAAUGUUCCAAUCUCAGCCCCGUUCCCUUCUUUUACCGGCUUGAAGCCAUUGUUUGCCGGUGAUCUCAAUCUUGACGGCAAGGCAGGAAUCCAGUUCUACACCCAGAUUAAAACAGUUACUCAACAAUGGAAGGAUGUAGCAGCAGACACAAGCAGUGAUAUAUAAAUAAGGUCGAAAUUAUA